GCCUCUACACUCCUUAGUGUUGUUAAGUGUAACAUUGCCAUCUGGGUAUUCUUAUACAUAAUCAAAUAAUUCCCAGAGGCUUUGGACAGAGAUAAUGGCAUGCACCAAAGCUAAGAGCUUCAUCCCAAUUGUUGAUUUGGGCGGCCUGGGUAUAGCCCAAGAGGCAGAAACAAGCGAGGGAGACUGGACGAGAGUAGCCAAAGAGAUCACUGAGGCCUUCGAGAGAGUAGGAUUCGUCUACCUCUCGGGACAUGGAAUUCCUGAUGGACAGAUUAAGAAGCUAUUCGAGGCGAGUGCUGCAUUCUUUAAUCUCCCGCAACAAGAAAAGGAUAAAUACUCCUGGGACUCCGAAACAUUUUGUGGUUAUGUUCCAGUCAAUAAGGAAAAACUGAACCCAACAUCCAUCAGCGAAAUGAAAGAGACCUUCAAACAUCAAGAGAACAUCCAACGAAACUACUUCGUCGAUGCUCACACUAAAGUGUUCAGAGAAGGCAACAGUACAGCCUUGAGAUUGAUCAACUACCCACCAGUCAUUGGGGCACCACUGCCCAAUUCCACGAGGUGUGGCCCACACACCGACUAUGGGACAAUAACGCUCCUUUUCCAGGAUGGUGUGGGCGGUCUGGAAGUUCUAGAUCAAAGCUCCGGUACCUGGCUGGACACAGAGACCAUACCUGGCACUGUCCUGGUCAAUAUUGGGGACCUCAUGCAGUUCUGGACCUCUGGGAAGUUUACAGCUACUAAGCAUCGAGUAAUCAUCCCAAAGGAUGAAGAUCUUCAGAGACAGAGUCGUCAGUCAAUUGCCUUCUUUCUCAACCCCGACGAUGACAGAGUCAUCUCUCCUUUAGACGGUUCGUCCAAGUUCGAGCCCGUCCCCUGCAAGGAAUAUAUUAGGAUGAGGAUCAGACGGAGCUAUCAGGAUUCUUCGAGUCGUCUGGAGUGAUGGAUUGUAUAAUAAAAAUGAAUAAUUUUUAUCACAU
This is a messenger RNA of Macrobrachium nipponense, 980 nucleotides long. RefSeq lists its product as uncharacterized. The coding region runs from base 95 to 943 and encodes 282 amino acids. The record is from RefSeq and is a predicted model, not a curated record. NCBI's taxonomy places the organism in Eukaryota, Metazoa, Arthropoda, Malacostraca, Decapoda, Palaemonidae. The transcript is spliced from 8 exons. Gene Ontology annotation, molecular function: 2-oxoglutarate-dependent dioxygenase activity.